CGACCAUCGUGCCGUAAAGGGGCGGAGACUGGCAGACGGAAAUCCCGCGAUGUUUCAGCGCUGACGCGCGAUUGGCGGGGAGUGAAGAGGGGGUGGAGGGUACUGAGAAAGGACGCCCGGCGAAGAAUAUCGCGAGACUUGACCGGGCUCCCACGAGAGUAGGGUCUCUUUGGACGCCUCCUCGCAGCGCGAGUGCGGGCCAUUGUUCCCUCGCCUCGGCGGCUGAGGCUGUGGCACCCGGGAAGUUUGCCGCCCGCGCUUGCAGGGGACUUAAAAAAGGCCGUCGCGGAUCAGGGAGCUAGCUAGUGUCCUUCCGUGUUUCCGUAGUGAGGGGCCUGACGUCGUCGGGCGUGGACGUCACGCAACAGUGUCCCGCAACCGCGCGGCCGCAGAGCCCGAGGGCCGAGCGCGCGGGGCGUGCGGGGCGUCCGCGGCGACGCUGCGGAACCGUCUGCGGGAGCCCACCAUGCUCCGGGACGCCGAGCUGCCGCCGCCUGUGACCUCCAGCGGGGCCGGUCACAAGCGGGGAGGAACUCAGACCACCGGGCCCUUAGUUCUCGAGCCGAUUACCUACUGAGUCUCUUAUGUAAAAUAGUGUGGGCGAGCGGAUGGUGAAAGUAUGACCGCCCUUUGUCCUUUAAAAACUCUCUCUCAUGUCUCCCCCUACACCUGUAUUAGCAGGUAGAUAUCACCUGUAUUAGCAGGGAAAUCUAAGUUCAUUUCAAGGCAUUCGAAAUGGGGAAAGACUAUUAUCACAUUUUGGGAAUUGAAAAAGGAGCUACAGAUGAAGAUAUUAAAAAGGCUUACCGAAAGCAAGCCCUCAAAUUUCACCCGGACAAGAACAAAUCUCCUCAAGCAGAGGAAAAAUUUAAAGAGGUCGCAGAAGCGUAUGAAGUACUGAGUGAUCCUAAAAAGAGAGAAAUAUAUGAUCAGUUUGGCGAAGAAGGCUUGAAGGGAGGCGCUGGAGGUACUGAUGGACAAGGAGGUACCUUCAGGUACACUUUCCACGGAGAUCCUCAUGCCACAUUUGCAGCCUUUUUCGGAGGUUCCAACCCUUUUGAAAUUUUCUUUGGGAGACGGAUGGGUGGAGGUCGAGAUUCUGAAGAAAUGGAAAUAGAUGGAGAUCCCUUUAGCGCCUUUGGAUUCAGCAUGAAUGGAUAUCCAAGAGACAGGAAUUCUGUGGGACCCUCCCGUCUCAAACAAGACCCUCCCAUUAUUCAUGAACUUAAAGUAUCGCUUGAAGAAAUAUAUAGUGGCUGCACCAAACGGAUGAAGAUUUCUCGAAAAAGAUUAAACCCUGACGGAAGGAGUUACAGAUCUGAGGACAAAAUUCUCACCAUUGAGAUCAAAAAAGGGUGGAAAGAAGGCACCAAAAUCACUUUUCCGAGGGAAGGCGAUGAAACACCAAAUAGUAUCCCAGCAGACAUUGUUUUUAUUAUUAAAGACAAAGAACAUCCCAAAUUUAAAAGAGAUGGAUCAAAUAUAGUUUACACUGCUAAAAUUAGUUUACGGGAGGCAUUGUGUGGCUGCUCAAUUAAUGUGCCAACAAUGGAUGGAAGGAACCUACCUAUGUCAGUCACUGAUAUUGUGAAACCUGGGAUGAGGAGAAGAAUUAUUGGAUAUGGGCUGCCAUUUCCAAAAAACCCUGACCAACGUGGCGACCUGCUGAUAGAAUUUGAUGUGUCCUUCCCGGACGUCAUAUCUGCAUCAUCCAAAGAGAUCCUUAGGAAGCAUCUCCCUGCCUCAUAGGAUGAGAAGAACCUUGCUAUCCAUAUUUUGAUAAGACACUGAAAAUAUAAAAGUACCGGCAGUUGACUGAUGUGAAUUCUGUGUAAAGAUGUGUAAACUCUUCCGAGGGCUCAUUAAACUGCAUGAAUAGACACAGUUCAAAUAGGCAACGUGGGUUUUUACAGUAGGGAUGAAAAGUCAUUCACUGUAUUAUAUUUCAUUUCUCCCAAAUCAGAAAUUUUCAGUAUUUCAUUUAUAAGUAAAAGUUGGUUUUGUGGUCUAUGGAUAUACUUCUAGUAAAUACUAGAUUAUCCAAGUACUGUGUGCGUGUGCAUGUGUGUGUGUAUGUGUGUGUGUGUGUGUGUGUGUAUGUGUGUGUGUCUGUGUAUGUAUCUUUAAAUGAUCAGUGUGAUAGGCUCCCUUAAUAAAAAUUAAAAUUCUUAAGUGUAUAUGUAAUACGUGGAGAAUAAAAGCCAAAGUCACACAGAGAUGCGGUCUAGGGCACAUUCAGAGAUGCUGUGUUGGGCUGGCACCAGAACGCACUGAUGCGUGUGCUUUACCAUUGUGACUUCUCAAGUGUGCUGUAGCAUCUCUCAAGAGCAUGGUUGCAAUGUUCUUAAAGCAGACCUCGUCAUAAAAAGAAAAUGAAUGACAUUUUCUCUCCUGUGGAAAUCCCAAUAGCCAGAGUUCCUGAUAUUUUAGAAACAGAUGGUUUUUAAAUGGCCACAUGUAAUUUUAUGGAAGUUGACUAUAUAUCUUAAACUUAAUAAGCUCAUUUUGUGGUUCAUUAGUUUAAGAUACUUGUUUACUAACAUUUGUUUUUAGAGAAAAUACUGUUAUUUGGCAUUAAUUGUCCAUUUACAGUGUUCUGUUAAGUCCCUCAUGCUAUGCACCUUACAGUCACCUAUCCCUAAAGAACAGCCAUCCAUCGAUGUGGUGUUAAACCGCAGUCUGGAUGUAACAAACACCAUCGUUGCUUGUGGGUAAUGUGCUGUCAUCAUAUAGAUAUUUUACCUUUUCAUGGAUAUAGAUUGCAUUUCUUAGGUGUUUUAAUUUUUAAAAUAUAUUUACAUUCUAAAAAA
Molecule: messenger RNA, 2810 nt
Organism: Mus caroli (Ryukyu mouse)
Lineage: Eukaryota; Metazoa; Chordata; Mammalia; Rodentia; Muridae
Gene: Dnajb4
Product: DnaJ heat shock protein family (Hsp40) member B4
Biological process (GO): negative regulation of transcription by RNA polymerase II
Cellular component (GO): cytosol
Molecular function (GO): protein-folding chaperone binding
Source: RefSeq, a predicted model, not a curated record